This is a messenger RNA of Vanrija pseudolonga, 3101 nucleotides long. RefSeq names its product Protein transport protein SEC24 (gene SEC24). The record is from RefSeq and is a predicted model, not a curated record. Gene Ontology annotation, biological process: COPII-coated vesicle cargo loading; endoplasmic reticulum to Golgi vesicle-mediated transport; intracellular protein transport. The transcript has 2 exons. The coding region runs from base 237 to 3101 and encodes 954 amino acids. NCBI's taxonomy places the organism in Eukaryota, Fungi, Basidiomycota, Tremellomycetes, Trichosporonales, Trichosporonaceae. Gene Ontology annotation, molecular function: SNARE binding; zinc ion binding. Gene Ontology annotation, cellular component: endoplasmic reticulum exit site; COPII vesicle coat.
CGGCCAACGACACGACAUCAUCAUCAUUCGGACACGACGACACACAACCCUUCCUACAUCUCACACCUAAUCUCCCCUCCCUCUCCACGUCCACCUCCCCCGUCACGUCCGCCUAAAACGGCCAUCAACAGCGCUCGCAACGCAGCACACCUAAAGCAUCAAGCAGAGCGAGCGAGCGAGCACUUGGCCGAACACUAGCACCACCAACCAUCAACCGGCACCAUACAUCUCGCUCCAUGAACGUCCAGGAGAUUCACUUGCCCAACGGCUGGGAGGCGAGGUGGGACGCCCCGUCUGGUCAAUAUGUCUACUACAACACGGCAACGGGCCAGUCGCAGUGGGAGGUCCCAACCCAGCCAGUGCACGGCGGACCAGCUCAGUCGACGUCUCCGCCCCCACAGCACGCUGGCGGCCACUCUAAGAGGCGGCAGUACCCCACGCAGCAGAUGGAGCAGGUGUACGGCACGGGCCAGCAGCCUCAGCAGGGAAGCUACUCUGUCGGCGGAUACCAGCAGCAGCAGCCUCAGCAGCCCCAGCAGCCGGGCUACCCUCAGCAGGACGCGGCGCCCCAGUUCUUCACGCCCGGCGCCGCCGACCAGACGCAGCAGCAGCCAGGCUACCCUCAGCAGGGUGGCUAUGUCCAGCCCCAGCAGCCACAGUACAACCAGCCCGGCGUCGACCAGGUCGCGGGCCAGUUCCAGAACCUGAAUGUCGGCGGUCAGCCCCAGCAGCCCGCAGGCUACGGCGGACAGCAGUACGCUCCGCCGCAGCAGACGUUCGCCGAGCCCAAGCAGCUGCACCCCGUGCACACUGUCAACCUGAUCGGCCUGCAGCCCGACGUGCGCGCGCUCGACGCCGCUCCCCCGCCCGCGCUUCUCCCCUCGAACGCGUCCGUCACAAACUCGCCCCACAUUCUCCCCGACCCGUCGUACCAACGUUGCACGCUCUCGUCGAUGCCCGCGACCCAGAGCCUGCUCAACAAGUCCAAGCUCCCGCUCGCGCUCGUCAUGGCGCCUUACCGCUCGUUCAGAGAGUCGGACGGCGACGACCCGGUGCCUGUGGUUUCCGACUCGGUCAUCGCCCGUUGCCGUCGCUGCCGAGUAUACAUCAACCCCUUUGUCACCUUCACCGAGGGCGGCAACCGCUGGAAGUGCUGCAUGUGUGGUCUGAGCAACGAGGUGCCCCAGCUCUUUGACUGGGACUCUGCCGAGAACAAGCCUGCCGACCGCUGGGCCCGCAAGGAGCUCAACCACUCGGUCGUCGAGUUCAUCGCCCCGACCGAAUACAUGGUUCGCCCUCCCCAGCCUCCAGUUUACUGCUUCGUGAUCGACGUCAGCCAGCCUGCGAUCCAAUCGGGCAUGGUGGCGACCGCGGCGCGUUCGAUCCUCGAGUCGCUCGACAACAUCCCCAACGAGGACAGGCGGACCAAGAUUGCCUUCAUUGCCGUGUCGACCAGCCUGCACUUCUUCUCCCUCCCCGGUGGUCCCGACCAGGAGGCCUCGAUGCUGGUUGUGUCGGAUCUCACUGAUGUGUUCCUGCCCCAGCCUGUCGACCUCCUUGUCAACCUCACCGAGUCGCGCCCUGCCAUCGAGAACCUGCUCGGCAAGCUCAGCGAGAUGUUCCAGGACCAGCACGUCGUCGGCAACGCCUUCGGCUCGGGUCUCCAGGCCGCCCACGAGCUGAUCGGCAAGAUUGGCGGCAAGAUUGUCGCGCUCUCCGCCUCGCUCCCGACUCUCGGCACUGGUGCUCUCAAGCCCCGUGACGACCCCAAGCUCCUCGGCACGUCCAAGGAGAGCUCGCUCCUCGUCGCCGCCAACAGCUUCUACAAGACUUUUGCUAUCGAGUGCUCAAAGUCGCAGGUGUCGGUCGACAUGUUCCUGUUCUCCUCGUCGUACACCGACGUCGCCACCCUGUCUUGCCUGCCCCGCUACACUGCCGGCCAGACGUACCUGUACCCCGGCUUCAACGCAUCGCGCUCAGAGGACACGAUCAAGUUUGCCACCGAGUUUGGCAAGUCGCUUGCCGCGCCCAUCGGUCUCGAGGCCGUCAUCCGUGUGCGUGCGUCGCGCGGUAUCCGCAUGUCGGCAUUCCACGGCAACUUCUUCAUCCGCUCCACGGACCUCCUCGCUCUUCCCGUGCUUCCUCUUGACCAGAACUACGUUAUUGAGCUGCAAUUGGAAGAGGACCUGAAGCAGCCAUUCGUCGUGCUCCAGACCGCCAUCUUGCAUACCACGUGCUACGGCGAGCGCCGUAUCCGAGUUAUCACCCAGGCCAUGCCUACGACCGACUCGAUCGCGCAGCUGUACGCGUCCGCCGACCAGGUCGCCAUUGCGUCGUGGCUCGCCAACAAGGCGGUCGAGAAGACGCUAUCUGGCGGCUCCCUCGACGAUGCCCGCAACCUUGUCACCAACAAGGUCAGCGACCAGCUGUCUGUGUACAAGAACCAGAUUGCUGGCUCUGCCGGUGCCUCGGCCCAGCUCGCUGUCCCCGCCAACCUCGCCCUGCUGCCUCUACUGGCUUGCGCGCUCGUCAAGCACGUGGGCCUGCGCGAGGGCUCGACGAUCCCUCCCGACCUCCGCGCGUACGCGCAGGACCUGCUCACGACGCUGCCAACACAGUCGCUCAUCCCCUACAUCCACGCGCGCUUCUACUCGCUGCACAACAUGCCAGCCGAGGCCGGCACGAUCGGCGAGCACGGUGUCAUCCUGCCUUCACCACUCAACCUGACGUCGGAGCGACUCGAGCGCCACGGUCUGUUCCUCAUCGAGGACGGCCAGAACAUGUUCCUCUGGGUCGGGCAGGAGGCUGUGCCCAAGCUCAUCCAGGACGUGUUCGACUUGGAUUCGUACGCGGACCUGCAGGGCGGCAAGUACACGCUGCCCGUGCUGGACAACAGCUUCAACACGCGUGUCAACGCUAUUAUCGCCAAGACGCGCGAGCUCCGUCGCGGCGUGUACCGCCCGCACUUGUAUGUUGUCAAGUCGGACGCCGAGCCUGCACUGCGCUCGUGGGCUCUGAGCCUGCUCAUUGAGGACCGCAUGGACCACAUGAGCAGCUAUGCUCAGUACCUUACUAGGAUUAAGAACAAGGUGAGCAGCUAA